Molecule: messenger RNA, 7076 nt
Organism: Rhododendron vialii
Lineage: Eukaryota; Viridiplantae; Streptophyta; Magnoliopsida; Ericales; Ericaceae
Product: DNA polymerase zeta catalytic subunit
Exons: 28
Coding region: 35-6103 (2022 amino acids)
Biological process (GO): double-strand break repair via homologous recombination; error-prone translesion synthesis
Cellular component (GO): nucleus; zeta DNA polymerase complex
Molecular function (GO): DNA-directed DNA polymerase activity; nucleotide binding; DNA binding
Source: RefSeq, a predicted model, not a curated record
CUUCUCUCUGUGUGUAUGUUAUUCGCCAUACACAAUGGAGAUUUUGCAGCCUGAUUCGAACGUUUUCAGCGUUCGUAUCGUCUCCAUCGACCACUACAUGGCCCCUCCGAUACCAGACCUCGACAUCUGUUACAGCAGUUUCCAAGCUGGGAAGGUGAAUGAAGUUCCUGUGAUAAGAAUUUACGGCUCAACUCCAGCUGGACAGAAGAUCUGUUUGCAUGUACAUCGAGCUUUACCUUAUUUGUACAUUCCGUGUGCAGAUUUAGUUCAGCCUGACCAAGACGGUGCUGCAUGUUCAAAUUUGAUCUCUCUUUCCCUUGAGAAGGCACUGAAGCUUAAAGGUAAAACCGGUUUAAAACGACAGCAUGUGCAUGGCUGUAGUCUUGUCCGAGCAAGGAAGUUUUAUGGGUAUCAUGCGUCGGAGGAGCUUUUUGCAAAGAUACAACUCUAUUAUCCACAUGAUGUCUCUCGUGCUGCAAAUCUUCUCCUGGGAGGUGACGUUCUAGAGAGGAGUUUACAACCCCAUGAAUCACAUAUUCCCUUUCUUCUCCAGUUCCUGGUUGACUACAAUUUAUAUGGGAUGGGAUAUCUACAUGUAUCAAAAAUGAAGUUCCGACAUCCAGUACCAGAUGCUCUUUCCCGGAGGAAGGAUGCUUACAAUGAAAACGAAGCAGUGUCAGAUAAAUCCACAUACGUGUCUUCAGAUUCAAACAGCAAUUCAGCUUUUCAUUCACCGAUUUGGAUAUCCUCCACAAUUCCAGAUGGCUGGAUGUGGGAGUUUUCUAGCCACCUCGGUUCAUCCUUUCAGGAUGUUCAUCUUGUUAAACGGCAAAGUACCUGUGAACUUGAGGGUGACACUACUGUUGAGGAUAUACUUAAUCAGCAGUUCAAAAUGUACUCAUCUCUCUCUCAAACCCGUUCAGAAGUGAAAAUGGUCCAGUCGCUAAUUCCAAUUUGGGAGGAGGAAUAUGAAAGGACUGGGAUGCAUGAUGCGGUAUUUCUCUCUGAUACUGGGAAACCACUUCCAGAAGAUGUUUUGAGGAUACUUUCGCAUGGGCUUGAAUUUGAGAAUAAGCUAAUGGAAAUGUGUAAUGAAUCAAAAAAUGAUUUAUCUUGCACUCCAUUAGAGAAGGAUGAGAGAGAUGUAGAGCUAAUAAGACCUUCACCUAAUGAGGAAAAGAAGGUUGAACUUGGACUUUGUGACAUGAAGAACGAAGGCAGAGAAGUUUUGAAGCGUUUGAUAGCAGGUAAUGAAACAGUGAUGAUGUUGCCACAGGGGUUACUGUGCAAAGACAAUGUUAACAUACCGGGAAAUGGAAAAGCUUUAUGUCCCAAACUGUUGCUCGCAGAUGACAUUCAAACAUCUCGAACUAUUGGAAGUUCAGAUGUGAAGGUCAUGGAGAAGGAAGCAUUGAGGCUUCUAAGUUGGCUUGCCUCCUCUCAGGCUGCAGAAGAUAUAAACUCCGAUGAUGAGCUUGCAUGUGAAUCCAUUUUGACUCCCUUGUUGCCUGCAACAACGAUGGAUAAGGUGCUGGAAAAAGCUAAUAUGGAUUUUGAGAGUGAAUCCCAACAGGAGUGUCAAGAUAUUCUUGAUUCUGUUGACCAUUCAAAUAAUUUUGAAGACUUGAAGGGGGGAUCUUCUUCUGCUGAUCAUAAUUAUUAUCUACGACAACCUUCACGGGAGAACAUAAUUCCCCAAGUGGAUGGGUCCGCUGAUGAUCAAAUCGCAAUUCCUACUGCUGGUAAGUCAUCGAAAGUAAAAAUGAGCAAUGAAAUUGAGCUUUUCCCUCAAGACGAUGAACAGGAAGGAAUUGGCUCAAGCUUUACCCAUAAAAGCAAGAAAAGAAAGCCAUUAUGGGGUUCUUUACCCUUUUCCUUGACUCAAAAGGUUAAUGUUGACCUCGAACCUUUUAGUAGAUGCUGCACAGAAACUGUAGAAGGUAAGUUUACAGGUUCUGGAUCUGGAAAUCAGGCGGACAGAGAUGUUUAUGACGCCCAGGAUGAAAGUAAACUAGUUGGAUCCUCUGUGCGUGACUUGAUGAGGAGAAAACGAAUGGUCAGAAAUGCUUCUUUGGAGGAGGAACAACACUACCCAAAACCCUUAGAAGAUCACAUGAUACAGAAUUGUGGGCAGGAUGAGAGGCCUCAGGAGUUUGCCAACUCUGAGCUUUCUCCAAGAACAGAGGCAACCAUAGCUCAUGAUGUUAGACAUAGCUAUCACAUUGAUGACGUUACCGCUCAAGCAUGUGGUGGUUCUACAAAAAUUACCACCUCAUUUUCUAGUAAUCCAUCAGAGUUUUUUACUUCUGCGAAUCAAAAUUCGUAUAUUUCUGUAGCCUGUUGUGAGAAUGAUGGUAUGGGAGACUCGGAAUGUGUUGAUUUUAAGGAACGCAUAACUUCUGAGGCAUGCGUUGGACGACCAGAUUUGUGUUUUCAGAUGCAGAUUUUUGAUAAUGAUGACAAACUAUGUGAUAAUGAGAGAUUGAAGCUAGGAGACAGUACUGGUAAAAGUAGUUUGUCUGCUGCUUCUUUUCAAAAGGAAAUUUUAGGUGUAGAUGAUUGUGUAUCUAAGAAUGCCCAGGAUGGAAAAACCUUGAUACCCAAGCUAUCUAAAACACCAUCUACAAACAUUGGGGUCAAGGAGCCCACAUCUGACUCAACCAUUUUACACUUUGAGAAUUGUGGUGGAGGACAGCAUGGACAAGCUGCUGACUUAUCUGUGCCUAUCAGUUCGAUUUCCUCUACUAUUGACGUUGGAACCAAUCCAAUGGAACUCAUUGGCAUGACAUUUCAUAGGAAACCCCCCAUGGUGGACCUUAAUACUCUCCAACACAUUUUGCUUGACGGAGGGGGAAGUUAUGGAGGAAUAUCAGUUCAGAGAAAACUUGUAGAUGAAAUCCUUCCUUUUUUUGAGAGCAGCUGCUUGAAAGAUGGAGAGGUGCAGAAGAAGAGCUCAACAAAUAAUGACUUAGAUCCUCACAAACGUGUCGUGGGUGUGCCUACCCACUAUCAAAAUGAUGGAUCUUACUUGUACAUGUUGACACCUGUGGUUUCACCUCCGUCUGUAGACAGUGUUUCCAGAUGGCUAUUGCACGUUGACUCAGUAGGUGAUUCAGGACAAAACUAUUAUGCUGCCUCUAUGGAGCCAUCAUCCCCAAAAGGCUCCUCUGGCAGUCAGAUCGGUUCACAAGGUUCUUGGGUAGAGAGCUGCGGGAAGCCUGUUCCAGAACCCGGCUCGGUAUCUGUCAAGUCUCCUAUUCUGGGUAAACUAAAACAACAAAUCCGUGGAGAUCUCAAUGCUGAGAUGAAUCCUUUAGUAAAGGAAGUGACAGGAAAACAGGCCCAUGGAGAUCUCAAUGGAGUAUAUCGUAGUGAAAGCCAUUCUACGAAAGGAAAAGAAUGCUCUGAUUGCUUGCUGGAUAUGUCUCAGAUUUCUGGCCCAGAUGGGAAAUCAAAGCCAACUCCUGUAAGCCAAAUUGGAUUCCGUGAUCCAGCAAGUUUUGGUGGGGGUCAGCAGCUAACAUUGCUGAGUGUAGAGGUUCAAGCAGAAUCUAGAGGAGAGUUACGACCCGACCCUCGUUUUGAUGCCGUUAAUGUCAUAGUUCUUGCUUUUCAGGAAGACAAUGAUUCCAAGCUAAAUGUUUACGUGCUUUUGCGAAGCAAUACUGAACAGGAUCAAAGUAAUCCUGAUGGAAUAUCAGAUUGCAAAGUGUUCGCUUGUUCUGAGGAGAAGCUAUUCAGCCACUUCAUGAAUAUUAUUCGUUCCAUUGAUCCAGAUAUAUUGAUGGGUUGGGAUAUUCAAGGUAGUUCCCUUGGCUACCUGGCUGAAAGAGCGAUGCAUCUUGGCAUCAGUUUGCUUAUUGGCAUAUCGCGCACACCAACCGAAACGAAGGUUGCUGCCAGAGAGUCAGGUGUGUCUGACACAGGAAUGUUGGAUAAUUUGCUUCCAGAACCUUUGGUUUCUGAUUCUAUUCAACUUGGAGAUCUAAUAAUUGAUGACGAAUGGGGUCGGACCCAUGCAAGUGGUGUCCAUGUUGGUGGUAGGGUUGUCCUCAACGUUUGGCGACUGAUGCGCGGUGAACUAAAGCUUAACAUGUACACAGUUGAAGCUGUAGCUGAAGCUGUUUUGAGGAGAAGAGUUCCAUAUAUUCAAUGUAAACUAUUGGCAAGAUGGUUUUCAAGCGGUCCAGGGCGAGCAAGGUACCGAUGCAUUGAAUAUGUUGUGGAUAGAGCGAAGCUGAAUCUUGAGAUAAUGAAUCAACUUGACAUGAUAAACCGAACGUCAGAACUUGCCCGUGUCUUUGGGAUUGACUUCUUCUCUGUUCUUUCUCGAGGUUCACAGUAUCGUGUUGAAUCUAUGCUUAUAAGAUUGGCGCGCACACAAAAUUAUGUUGCCAUUUCUCCUGGGAGCCAACAGGUCGCUUCUCAACCUGCAAUGGAAUGCUUACCCCUUGUAAUGGAGCCAGAAUCUGGUUUUUAUGCAGAUCCAGUUGUUGUUUUAGAUUUUCAAUCUCUUUAUCCGUCAAUGAUAAUUGCAUACAACCUCUGCUUCUGCACGUGCCUUGGAAAUGUGGUGCCUUCUAAGGCAAAUACCCUUGGCGUUAGUUCAUUUUCACCAGAUCUACAUGUGUUGCGAGAUCUGAAGCAGGAAAUUUUGCUCACUCCAAAUGGUGUUAUGUAUGUUCCUUCAAAGGUUCGCAAAGGCGUACUACCUCGCUUAUUGGAGGAAAUAUUAUCUACUAGGAUUAUGGUGAAACAAGCUAUGAAGAAGUUGGCCCCAUCACAGCAAGUUCUUCACAGGAUAUUUAAUGCAAGACAGCUUGCUUUGAAGCUAAUAGCGAAUGUGACAUACGGCUAUACGGCUGCCGGAUUUAGUGGACGUAUGCCUUGUGCAGAACUUGCAGAUAGUAUCGUUCAAUGUGGCCGUAGAACACUGGAAAAUGCUAUAUCCUUUGUAAAUUCCCAUGAUAGAUGGAAUGCUAAAGUCAUCUACGGUGAUACAGACAGUAUGUUUGUUCUCCUAAGAGGACGCACUAUGGAAGAAUCAUUUGAAAUAGGACGUGAGAUUGCAUCUGCAGUAACUGCGGCGAAUCCAAAUCCUGUCACAUUGAAAAUGGAGAAGGUCUAUCAUUCUUGUUUCCUCCUCACGAAGAAGCGCUACGUGGGUUACAGUUAUGAGAGCCCUGACCAAGUCAAACCCGUGUUCGAUGCUAAAGGUAUUGAGACGGUCCGCAGAGAUACAUGUGGAUCUGUAGCCAAGAUAAUGGAGCAGUCACUGAGGAUCUUUUUUGAAUGCAAAGAUAUAAAUCAGGUUAAAGCGUACUUGCUUCGUCAGUGGAAACGGAUUUUAUCUGGCAGGGUUUCUCUUCAGGAUUUUGUGUUUGCCAAGGAGGUUCGAUUAGGUACCUACAGCACGAGGGCUUCCUCAUCACUCCCACCCGCUGCAAUUGUGGCAGCUAAAGCAAUGAGGACGGACCCUAGGGCAGAGCCACGGUAUGGAGAACGAAUAUCCUAUGUCGUAGUCCACGGUGAACCUGGGUCCCGCCUGGUUGAUAUGGUGGUGGACCCCUUGGACCUUCUGGCGAUCCAUUCCCCCUUUAGAUUGAACGAUAUUUAUUACAUUACGAAACAGAUAAUACCAGCAUUGCAGAGAGCUUUUGGACUUGUUGGAGUGGACUUGAACCAGUGGUUUUCAGAAAUGCCUCGCCUGGGACGGGAAUUUAUUGCUAAACAUCAGUUUUAUGCUCCGAAUGCUCAUCGAACUAGAAUUGAUUACUACUAUCUGUCGAAGCAUUGUAUCCUUUGUGGUGAGUUGGUCCAGGGUUCAGCCCACUUAUGUGGUCAAUGUUUAAAGAAUGAAGCUGCUGUUGCGAUAGCUAUUAUUGGAAGAACUUCAAAAUUGGAACAAGAGAUCCAACAUCUUGCUGCUAUUUGUCGGCAUUGUCGGGGUGGAGACUGGACCCUGGAAAGUGGUGUGCAGUGCACAUCACUGGCAUGCUCCGUCUUCUAUGAGAGGCGGAAAGUCCAGAAGGAACUACAGGCUCUUUCUACCGUUGCAACAGAGGCAGGUUUAUAUCCAAGAUGUAUGGUUGAGUGGUUCUGAGUUUACGAUGGUAACCCUCUGCACCGUAUCGUAACAUGAAUUGAGAAAUGGGUCCUCAGCUUUCCGUCUAUCCUCUUGAUGCGUACAGUGUUGUUGCCCCCGUUUCUUAUGGUGGCUUCCGGUUUUAAAGUGUUACUACCACACGUACGAGGAAGUAUUAUCCGCUAGAAUUAUGUUGAAGCAAGCAAUGUUGAAGUUGGUCCCCUUCGCAGCAAGUUUUUUCUCAAGGCAAAGGCAGCAGCCAUUUAAGCAAGACUGUAACGUAUGGCUAUACAGCUGCUGGAUUAGAGGUCACAUAACUUGUUAAGAGCGUGCCAGUAGUAUGAUUUAAGGCGACGUUCGAAGAUAUGAAAAUCCUACAUUCAUAAAUGCAAGAGAUAAGUGGAAGGCUAAAGCAUGACAGGGGCCAUUGUUGUUGUAGUGGAAAAAUGCUUGGGCUGUUGAAAGAGAAUGCAUGCUCGAAAAUGAGAGCAGGCACUUGGUUCUUGCUAUUUGCAUCAUGGAGCUAGGGAAUGGCCUCUGGAAGUGAGGUUGUGCAGAGACUGGCAUGCUUUGUUUUCUUUGAGAUGUCUCAAGUGCAGAAGCAAGUGCAGGCUCUUUCCACUUUGUAUCCAAGUUGCAUAAUUGCAUGGUUCCGAGAUGGUGCCCCAACUCAUCUUAUUAGAACAUGGAUUGAGAAAGAGGCGUGCUGGAUACCUAAUGGUUCCGCUACCCAGCCGCUUUUGCUGCUUAUUAUAUUGUUGUAUGUUAUCUGACUUCUAUUUAUGUGAUUACUUUCAAGGUUACGACAGUCAAGAUUUGGAUUAGGUGUUUCUCAAUCAUAUGGUUGUAUUUCUGGUCAUUCUAGAUGUUCUUUGUUUCAAUGGUCUUCUUUUUCUAUAUAACAUAUCAUGCUUGAUAUCCUGCCACAGAAAUAAUGGUUGAAGUUCCGUUUUAAAAGCAAGGGAAGCAAUUCCAGUGUCCUCAUUUUACA